Messenger RNA from Pseudovirgaria hyperparasitica, 542 nucleotides. RefSeq lists its product as uncharacterized. The record is from RefSeq and is a predicted model, not a curated record. Lineage: Eukaryota; Fungi; Ascomycota; Dothideomycetes; Acrospermales; Acrospermaceae. The transcript has a single exon. Bases 198 to 527 code for a protein of 109 amino acids.
CUCUCUCCCUCCCGGUGACAGGAAACGUAUUCUAACCGCCGAGUCUUAAAACGCCGGAAACCGCCUCCUCCCCCUAAAGAUAUGGAAUGUUUGUUGUUGUUGUUGUAGUUGUAGUUGUAGUUGUAGUUGUAGAGAUUUGCUUGCGAUUUUACCCGUGUGGUUUGUGAUGAUGUGAUAUUGAGAGCCGGAAUGGGGCGAUGACGGUGUUUGGCCCCCCCCCCAAAGAAAAAGCGAAUUACAAUGAUGAUGAUGAUAAUGAUGAUGGUAGAGCCGUUCGUAUGAUAGGCACGUAUGUGAAACCCGAGCGCGAAGAAGAAGAAGUAGAACCAAAAGAAGAAAGAAGAAGCAGAAUAGACAACGCCAACAAGAAAGAAACCAGUAAAUCAUACACCCAAACAAACCCCAAGCGCAGAACCACGCAUAAAACCCAACCCACCAAACCCCCUCACCCCAUCUCCGGCGGCAACUGCAAAAAAUGCAACGCAUGCUCCGGCGACGGCGUAGCCUCCGGCGUAUUAGUCGAGUAAAACCCAACCCUACCC